UUACACCAUCUCUCUUUAUCUUUCUCACACACACACACAAUAUAUAUACACAGAUCCCCAUGGGAAUGCAGAGAGGAAUGCCACCCAUUUCCCAGCAUACACUUUUCUUCGCUCAACUUCAUUCCUUUUGUUUUCUUUGAAACCAACGAUUUAGAGAAACGGAAACACGAGAUUUCUUGUUUGUGAUUAUUUCUCCGCCAAAGUAUAUAACAAGAGAUGAUUCAAGCUUGUGUAGAAAAAGAGAGAUAGAGAGAGAGAGAGAGAGGAAUAUCAUAAAAUGAUUACUCCAUUUUCUCCCGAAUGAUUGUGAACCAGUAAACGUAAAACCCAACAAAAAAAAUUCAAUCUCGAGAAAAAUGAAAGACAUCAACGACGACGGCGACAUCAACACUUGGCUCGGCUUCUCCCUCUCUCCCCACAUGAAAAUCGAGCCCAACUCCCACCACCACCACUUCUCCCACUCCCACUCCCCUCCCACCACCACCUCCUCCGCCGCCGCCGCCUACCUCUCCAAUUUCGCCAUCGACGACGCCCCCCUCUCCGUAAUGCCCCUCAAAUCCGACGGCUCCCUCUGCCUCAUGGAAGCCCUCUCCAGAUCACACCCCCACGCCGUCCCCCCGCAGCCCAAACUCGAAGACUUCCUCGGCGCCGCCUCCAACCAAGCCAUGGAUUUUUACACCCACCAGAACCACUACUUCUCCAACUACACCUUCUACCAACACCACCAAAUCCCAGAAGAGGAAAGCUUCAAAACAUGGGAGGAGAAUGCCAUGAGGUCGAAUGAAAUCCAAUCACUCAGCUUGUCGAUGAGCCCGGGCUCGCAGUCGAGCUGCAUUACGGCGUCACGACCGGCUGAAAUCACCGAAUCUGCGGCCAUGGGAAGCAAGAAGAGAGGGGCGGAGAAGCUUGGGCAGCAGCAGAAGCAGACUGUCCAUCGCAAGUCCAUUGACACAUUUGGCCAGAGAACUUCUCAGUAUAGAGGCGUCACAAGACAUCGUUGGACGGGUAGGUAUGAAGCUCACUUGUGGGAUAACAGUUGCAAGAAGGAGGGGCAGACCAGAAAAGGAAGACAAGUCUAUCUUGGUGGUUAUGAUAUGGAAGACAAAGCUGCCAGAGCUUAUGAUCUUGCUGCUCUUAAAUACUGGGGCCCUUCUACCCACAUCAAUUUUGGGCUCGAAAACUACCAUCAAGAACUCGAGGAUAUGAAGAACAUGAGCCGACAAGAAUAUGUCGCCCACUUGAGAAGGAAAAGCAGUGGUUUUUCUAGGGGGGCUUCGAUAUACAGAGGUGUAACAAGGCAUCACCAGCAUGGUAGAUGGCAGGCGAGGAUCGGUCGUGUUGCUGGAAACAAGGAUCUCUACCUUGGAACAUUCAGCACGCAGGAGGAGGCGGCCGAGGCUUACGACAUCGCGGCGAUCAAGUUCCGGGGAGUGAACGCGGUCACCAACUUCGACAUUUCCCGGUACGACGUGGAGAAGAUCAUGGCCAGCAGCACUCUGCCCACUGGGGAGGUGGCCCGGAGGACCAAGGAGGGGAGGCCUUCCGCGUCCGUUGAGGAGUGCCAUGGAGGCGAGGCGCCUCCCCUUGCUGUUGCUGCUCGGGGCGAGCAUGUUUCCAACGCGUGUGAUUGGAAGAUGGUGCCCUACAACGAUGCCCCGGGGCAGGGGCAGGGGCAUCAAGGGAGUGUUGGCGUUGGCACGCUUGAAGUGAAGACUUUGAAUCUCGGGAGCUAUCAAAGCCCCGCGUUCUCCACCGGCCUGCACGAUUUAAUUGGUCUCGACACGAGCCAGAGGGCGGUGCACGAGUCAACCACCAGCACCAUGGCGCCCCACUUCUCGAACGCGUCGUCCUUAGUUACUAGCUUGAGUAGCUCAAGGGAGGCUAGCCCCGAUAGGUACGGGGACGGCCCUAGUAGGUUCGUGGGCCCCUCUAGCAACAUGGGUGCGUGGAUCCCGACCGCUCAGCUCAGGCCGGUGCUGCUCACCACGGCCCAGUUGCCGGCCUUUGCGUCAUGGAACGACGCCUGAAGGCUCCUUCAGGCGUUGUUACAUGGAUUUUCUUGAAGUGGGAAAAAAACAAUACCCCCUAAGAAAAUGGAGAAAAAAAAUGGAUAUGUUGGCUAUAAGCUUUUUUUGUGUAAUGGUGGUAGACAUUGGAAAUCAUGAAAGGGGGACAAUGGUGGGAUCCAUUUAUAUCUAUUUGCAACUACGUAUUAGGAGCUUUUUCCAAACUCAAAAAUGCUUUUUCUACCUAUUGGGAUAAAGAUUUUGCAAAAUGGAGGGAAUCUUGAUUGGCCUCUCUCAUGAUUAAAUCUUCCUUUGUAUUA
Messenger RNA from Salvia splendens (bonfire salvia), 2326 nucleotides. Its product is annotated as AP2-like ethylene-responsive transcription factor CRL5. The transcript has 8 exons. Lineage: Eukaryota; Viridiplantae; Streptophyta; Magnoliopsida; Lamiales; Lamiaceae. Gene Ontology annotation, molecular function: DNA binding; DNA-binding transcription factor activity. The coding region runs from base 357 to 2027 and encodes 556 amino acids. The record is from RefSeq and is a predicted model, not a curated record. Gene Ontology annotation, biological process: regulation of DNA-templated transcription.